AUGAUUCUAGCGACGACCACACGCCGUCUAGACCUGUGCAAAGGCCUCAAAGUCGCCCAUCUCAAGGAUUGCCAAAGCCCCGGCCAUCUGCCGGGAAACCGCAAAACGUUGCUUCUCAAUCAUCGCGAGCAUCUGUCCCAGACGGCAGAAAAAAAUCCGACUCCAUCGUGGAUCCCUACUACACUUUCACCAGAAACAGCAUCUCUCCUCCAAACGGAGCUCUCCAAGCCAAUCUCAUCAGCUGACGAAUAUGGUUACAUCUAUAUGUUCUGGGUAACACCCCAGACAGCAACAAGAGAUAAGAGUGGAGAAUCAGCGCAAAACAGAGAUAUCGCAUCAUCUCUACUACCAUCAGCACCACCAAACAACCAUCUCCGCCCACCAACGCAACCUCGCAGCGUAAGCGAUGCCAUUCGCGCCGCGCGAGACUUGAACGCUCUUACAUCCAACCCAACACCAACCACACCAGGCACGAUUCGACUUAAAAUUGGCCGUACAAACAAUGUCCACCGUCGAAUGAACGAAUGGACCAAUCAGUGCAAUUACGAUCUGACUUUGAUUCGCUAUUACCCGUAUACAUCAUCUGCAUCCGCCUCAUCCUCCCCAGCGAGAACAUCUCCGAGUAAGCGGAGCAAUAGUCACUCGGCUGUUGAUGCAUUAGUUCCUGGCCGCAAAGUUCCUCAUGUUCACCGUGUGGAACGGCUUAUUCAUCUCGAGCUAGGGGAGCUACGUCUUAAGGAUCUUGGCAAAUGUGGGGUUUGUGGAAAGGAGCAUCGAGAGUGGUUUGAGGUUGAGGCUGCGAAGGAGGCUCUAAGGAAGGUGGACGAGUGUGUGCGGAGGUGGGUUUCAUGGGGAGAGUCCAUGCUUUAG
This is a messenger RNA of Penicillium maclennaniae, 870 nucleotides long. RefSeq lists its product as uncharacterized. The transcript has a single exon. Bases 1 to 870 code for a protein of 289 amino acids. The record is from RefSeq and is a predicted model, not a curated record. Lineage: Eukaryota; Fungi; Ascomycota; Eurotiomycetes; Eurotiales; Aspergillaceae.